This is a messenger RNA of Arvicanthis niloticus (Nile rat), 1037 nucleotides long. RefSeq names its product lysophosphatidylcholine acyltransferase 2-like. Gene Ontology annotation, molecular function: 1-acylglycerophosphocholine O-acyltransferase activity; lysophosphatidic acid acyltransferase activity. The record is from RefSeq and is a predicted model, not a curated record. NCBI's taxonomy places the organism in Eukaryota, Metazoa, Chordata, Mammalia, Rodentia, Muridae. Gene Ontology annotation, cellular component: endoplasmic reticulum.
GGAGUCUGGGGUUCUCGGGUUGAGGCUGUUCUGCAGCGUGAAUUCUGCCGCUCACUUCGGGUCCCCGGCUUUGCUCGGGUCGGGCACCGGGAUCCGUCAUGAACCGAUGCGCCGAGGCCGCAGCGGUGGCGGCUACUGUGCCGGGUUCGGGCGUCGGGGACGCCGGGCUACGACCACCCAUGGUACCCCGCCAGGCGUCCUUCUUCCCGCCGCCGGUGCCCAACCCCUUCGUCCAGCAGACGAGAAUCAGUGCGGCCCGACGGCUGCAGAUGAUUCUUCUUGGAAUUAUUCUGCUUCCAGUCCGAGCUCUACUGGUUGGAUUAAUUUUGCUACUGGCAUGGCCAUUUGCUGUAAUUUCAACAGCAUGCUGCCCUGAAAAGCUGACCCAUCCAAUAAGCGAUUGGAGGAGGAAGAUCACUCAGCCUGCCUUGAAGUUCCUGGGCCGUGCCAUGUUCUUCUCAAUGGGGUUUACGGUUACCGUGAAAGGAAAGGUUGCAAGCCCCCUGGAAGCCCCCAUUUUUGUCGUUGCUCCUCAUUCCACGUUCUUCGACGGGAUUGCCUGUGUAGUAGCUGGGCUGCCUUCUCUGGUGUCACGGAACGAGAAUGCACAGACCCCUCUGGCUGGCAGAUUGUUACGGGCUUUGCAGCCAGUUUUGGUAUCCCGCCUUGACCCGGAUUCCAGAAAAAACACAAUCAAUGAAAUAAAAAGGAGAGCGACUUCUGGGGGGGAGUGGCCCCAGAUACUAGUUUUCCCAGAAGGUACUUGUACUAAUCGCUCCUGUUUGAUUACUUUUAAACCAGGAGCCUUCAUCCCAGGAGUUCCAGUGCAGCCCGUCCUCCUCAGAUAUCCGAACAAGCUGGAUACUGUGACCUGGACAUGGCAAGGAUAUACAUUCAUCCAGCUGUGUGUGCUCACCUUCUGCCAACUCUUCACAAAGGUGGAAAUUGAGUUUAUGCCUGUUCAAGCACCAAGCGAGGAAGAAAAGAAUGAUCCUGUCCUUUUUGCCAGUAGAGUCCGGAAUUUAAUGGCAGAGUAA